Messenger RNA from Gigantopelta aegis, 2177 nucleotides. Its product is annotated as lysoplasmalogenase-like protein TMEM86A. The coding region runs from base 90 to 803 and encodes 237 amino acids. The transcript has 2 exons. NCBI's taxonomy places the organism in Eukaryota, Metazoa, Mollusca, Gastropoda, Neomphalida, Peltospiridae. Gene Ontology annotation, cellular component: membrane. The record is from RefSeq and is a predicted model, not a curated record.
GCAAGUGGUUGUAAACACAUCCAGCUGAUUUUGGCAAAAGAUUUUCGUAAAGAAAAAACGAAGAGGAUUGUUUGCAUCUAAGGACAAAUAUGACAAAACCGUUAGCUGUACUGAAGAGUGUGGGGCCAAAACUUGUACCAUUCUUCAAGACGGUCGCCAUAUUUUUUGUCCUGUUUGGCCGCGAAGGUAGCAACUCGCUGUUCUUCUGCAUCGUGAAAUGUCUGCCGGUGAUCUCCCUCAUCCUGUUCGUGUUGCUCCAUGGGAUGAACCUCUCCGAGUACUACCGCUACUCGCGCCGCAUCCUCAUCGGCCUCAUCUUCUCGUGCUUCGGGGACAUCUUCCUCGUGUGGAAGGAGACGUCGAUGAACUUCGAGAUCGGCCUGCUCAUGUUCGCCAUAGCGCAGGUGGAGUAUGCCCGAGCAUUUGGCUGGAAGCCUCUGAACCUGUACGCCGGCGGCACGUUCCUUCUCAUCGGCUCCCUCGUCUUCUACCAGCUGCAGACGGCCAUCGACGGGAUUAUGGUGUACCUGCUGGCUCUGUACAUCACGCUGAUCUGCACGAUGGCGUGGCGCGCCGUGGCCAGGGUCCAGUUCUUCGACGACCUCUGGACGUGGACGAAGCUCUGCAGUUGUGCCGGCGCCAUCUGCUUCAUGCUGUCCGAUCUGACCAUCGCGGUGGACAAGUACCUGUUUAGCGUGCCGUUCGGACACUCCAUCAUCAUGCUGACCUACUACGCGGCCCAGCUCGGAAUAUCCCUGUCCGUGGUCGACAGUCCCAUAGAGGAGCUCUUGAAAGUCGAUUGAUUAACACUUUCCCACCUUGUAGGUGGUGUCAGUGUGACGUCAUGUGGAAAACAGAACAAGUGGAUUUGUUAACAUUUUUGUCACACUGUACAUGUAGGUGCUGUGGGUGUGACCAUGUUCAAACCAAAGUGGAUUGAUUACACAUGUAGGUGGUGUGAGUGUGAAAUCAUGUCAAACUGGAAGUGGAUUGAUUAGUAUUUUCACACUGUAGGUGGCGUGAGUGUGACAUAUUGGAACAGGAAGUCAGUUGAUUAACAUUUUCACACUAAGUUGUGUGAGUGUGAAAUCAUGGAUUCAUGAACAUUUGUACAUGGCUGCUGGUGUGAUGUCAUUGCAUCAUGUCAGUCACAAAGUGGAUUACAUAUUCAUUACGUAAUUAACCAUGUUACAUUUGUAGGUUAUAUAACAUCAAGUAUUAUGUCAGGAUGUGGAUUAAUUAACAUUUUAACAAUGUAGGUUGUAUAACAUCAAUGCAUUAUGUCAGGAUGUGGAUUAAUUAACAUUUUAACAAUGUAGGUUGUAUAACAUCAAUGCAUUAUGUCAGGAUGUGGAUUAAUUAACAUUUUAACAAUGUAGGUUGUAUAACAUCAAUGCAUUAUGUCAGAAUGUGGAUUAAUUAACAUUUUAACAAUGUAGGUUGUAUAACAUCAAUGCAUUAUGUCAGGAUGUGGAUUAAUUAACAUUUUAACAAUGUAGGUUGUAUAACAUCAAUGCAUUAUGUCAGAAUGUAUUUGGAAUCAGUAUUAUACUAUUGCAUCUGUUUGCAAGCCUGUGAGAAAUGAAGGAUUACCUGUAGCUAAUGUUACAGACUCCACCACCCCAACCCCCACUCCACCCCUAUCCCUUCACUCACCAGUUUGAGUGUGAGUUUAAUGUCCUUGGUGCAAAUAUUUUUUUGUUUUUGUUUUUGUUAAGUUGUGUAUUCCGAAAAAACAACACUGGGGCGAGUUGUGGGCCUAUGCCCCCGUUCCACGAAAUGAUCUUAGCCCUAAGAUCAACUUAAGUGCAUAGGGUAGCUAUGCACUUAAGGUAAUCUUAGGGCUAAGAUCGCUUCAUGGAACGGGGCCCAGGUUGUUAAAACAUGGUUUGUCAAAACCCACCUAAUUCUAUCUGCUCUUUUCGGCUUCAUUCUCAGUACAUUUUUCCAUCUACUUUUUUCUUGAGCUGAAAAUAUACAUACAGUUGAAUCCUGUUGGCUAGAACCCCGUCAGUGCUCGAGAAAGUGUUCAAACCCAUCGGGUAGUUCGACCUAGCCAUUCAGUCAACAACAUGACAUGUAAGUGUAAUUCGGGACUUUGUUUAUGGCUCGAGCGUUGUGUUGUAUUCGACAUUUCCGAAUUCAACCCAACAAGAUUCUACUGAAUAUGAAAUUUA